CACACCAUGCUCCCCUCCCCUCUCCCCAACCAGGCUGGUUUCUGUCAAACACAGUCCCCUACUACUAUUACUAAUCUACAAACAAAGACACUUCUACUUUCUUUCUUCUGACACUUCCUCUCUCAUAUUAUCUCUUUUUUCCUGCAAACAUUUCAAAGAUUGGACGACAAUUUCAUCAGUGUAUUCAGUAUAUAUACACACCACGUCCCCCUCCCCCCACACCAAGUAUAUAUCUAUAUACAGAGAGAGAAAGAGCUGCAGAAAUCUUUGAGAUUUGUGUCUAUGGCUAGCAUAGGGGAAGUUAAUUCAAAGGCGGCGACAAAUUUAAGACUCAACCAAUUUUCUCUGCAUGUGGGGUUGGUUUAAUUUUUAGCUUUUUUUAUUUUAUUUUUAGCAUACUAGUAGUAAAUGGUGGAGUAUCAAAAUCAUGAAUGUGUUUAUUAUGGGAAUUGAAGUUGUGUGGCUCAAGAAUCGAGGUAGUUGUGGGAACAAAAUCAAGAUUAUGCUCUGUUAGUUAUCAGUUUGUUUUUUUCUGCUUGUUUUGGAGUUUAGAAUAUGCUUCUUCUCUGGAAAUAUUCUUCUUCUUGAGUCAUAAAAAUGAAAGUUUUAGAAUUUCUUGGAUUAGUUAGUUGUGUCUAAAGUUGGAGUCUUUUAGCAGAGAUUUUUGGUUUUAUUUAUUGAGGAGAAAAAAAAUAUGAAGUUCAUGAAGUUGGGAUCAAAACCUGAUACAUUUCAAGAUCAAGGAAAAGGUGUAAGGUACGUGUCAUCCGAAUUGGCAACAGAUGUUACCGUCAUUAUUGGUGAAGUGAAGUUUUAUCUUCACAAGUUUCCUCUGUUGUCCAAGAGCAACAAGCUGCAAAGGCUUGUUUCAAAAGCAAAUGAAGAGGAUUCUGAUGAAAUUCAGUUAGUUGAUUUUCCUGGUGGACCUAAAGCUUUUGAGAUUUGCGCCAAAUUUUGCUACGGAAUGACAGUGACUCUCAAUCCUUACAAUGUUGUUGCUGCCCGUUGUGCGGCUGAGUACCUUGAGAUGACUGAAGACGUUGACAGAGGAAAUCUUAUAUUCAAAAUCGAGGUAUUCCUCAAUUCCAGUGUUUUCCGCAGCUGGAAAGAUUCGAUCAUUGUUUUACAAACCACCAAAUCUCUUCUACCGUGGUCUGAAGAUCUGAAGGUGGUCGGGAGAUGUAUAGAUUCUAUUGCAUCCAAAACUUCAAUGGAUCCGUCGACUAUUACAUGGUCCUAUACUUAUAACAGAAAAGUAGCAGUCUCAGAUAAGAUCACUGAAGUUGGGAUAAAAUUCCCUGUGAACCUUGAAUCCGUGCCAAAGGAUUGGUGGGUUGAAGAUAUAUGUGAACUUGAGAUAGAUCUUUACAAGCGAGUUAUGAUUGCGGUUAAAUCCAAGGGAAGAAUGGAUGGUAGUGUUAUUGGUGAGGCGUUAAGAACUUAUGCAAUGAGAUGGUUGCCUGAUUCUAUUGAAGCUUUGGUGUCUGAAGCUCACAGUAGGAGGAACAAGUCUUUGUUAGAAACAAUAAUUUGCUUAUUGCCUUCUGACAAGAGCGUUAGUUGUUCAUGUAGCUUCUUGCUUAAGUUAUUGAAAGUCGCUAUUCUUGUGGGAGCGGAUGAUUCAUCACGGGACGAUCUUAUAAGAAGUAUCAGUUUAAAGCUGGACGAGGCUUCUGUCAAGGAUCUUUUGAUUCCAUCAAGGUCUCCUCAAACUACUGUUUACGAUGUUGAACUAGUGAAGUGCCUAGUGGACCGAUUCAUGACUCGUGAAAGAAGCAAUCGGGAUAAGAACAUUUCCGCGAAGAACAACAAUGAUUUCGUCUUGGGGCAUGGAUCAUGGUUGAAAGUCGGUAAAUUAGUUGAUGGCUAUCUUGCAGAAAUUGCUCGUGACCCAAACGUCAGUCUCUCGAGUUUCAUUGAACUGUUGCAAUCCGUUCCAGACUCAGCAAGACCGAUACAUGAUGCAUUAUAUGGGGCAAUUGAUAUCUAUCUGCAGGAGCACUCAAGUUUGACAAAAGCUGAGAAAAAGCAUUUAUGUGGCCUAAUGGAUGUGAGGAAAUUAACAAUGGAUGCAUCUAUGCAUGCAGCACAAAAUGAACGGCUGCCUCUCCGGACUGUCGUUCAAGUCCUUUUCUUUGAGCAAAUUAGAGCAGCUGUUGGAGUUCAAGCCUUAAGCAACAGAAACAGUAAUGCCUUAGAUUCCACUAGGAAGACUGAAGAAUAUUGGCAGAAAUCAUUGCCAGAAAAACACAAUGUAUCGAAACCAUCGAGUGUAAUGAAGGUUAAAGAUGAAGAUCCACAAAAGAACAUGAAGUUGGUUAAAAAGGGUAGUAAAAACAGAAGUAGUGGUGCGCAAUUGCUGCCUUCAAGAUCAAGGAGGAUAUUUGACAAGCUGUUUGUUGUUGGUAAGGUGUCUGGUAACGUCGAAAACCGGAGCUCUGAGACAUCUGCUAGUUCUCAGAGUCCAACUUCAAUGAUUAUUCAAGGAGAAAUUAAAUCUUCUGGUUCAUCUUCAAGAAACAGGAGGCAUUCAAUUUCAUAAGAAAUCCUUGUAGAUUCAUGUAGUCUUAAGAUCCUUUGUGUAAGAAUCCAAUUUGUGUAAAAAGUGGUAAGCUUCUAGUUGCAGUAGUUAAGGUGUUUAAUCAUAAUAGUAGUAAAGAGCUUUGCAAAAUAACAUAUAUUUCUUGGAUG
Molecule: messenger RNA, 2691 nt
Organism: Nicotiana attenuata
Lineage: Eukaryota; Viridiplantae; Streptophyta; Magnoliopsida; Solanales; Solanaceae
Product: BTB/POZ domain-containing protein NPY1
Exons: 4
Coding region: 695-2542 (615 amino acids)
Molecular function (GO): protein binding
Source: RefSeq, a predicted model, not a curated record